Messenger RNA from Aspergillus mulundensis, 1782 nucleotides. RefSeq lists its product as uncharacterized. The record is from RefSeq and is a predicted model, not a curated record. Lineage: Eukaryota; Fungi; Ascomycota; Eurotiomycetes; Eurotiales; Aspergillaceae. The coding region runs from base 1 to 1782 and encodes 593 amino acids. The transcript is spliced from 5 exons.
AUGCCCCUGUGGGAGAGCUCAUUGACGGAAAAGCCGUUCAGGGGUGAUCAAAGCAAGUUCAAGGAGGUUGAGUACGAGGAGGAUACCGAGCCCGAACCCAUAUACCCAGAAGGUGACGACGAGGAUAACGAAUUUGAUGAGUAUAAAAAACGUCGGUCUGCCUGGUACUCCAGGCGCCGCAUCAAACAACCCGAGCCCAAGGAGUUCAGAUUCCAAGUGACUGUGAAGCUGGCCAAUAUCAAAUUACCGCCUGAGAAGCCCGAUUAUAAAGGUGGAACCUGGCAUAUUGAGGGUCAACUGAAUGAGCGCAUUGUCGCGUCGGCCAUCUACUACUACGACUGCGAAAACAUCACCCCGAGCUCACUGGCGUUUCGCCAACGCGCGAACAGCGACGAUUUCAUGGAGAUCAACUACGAACAGAGCAUGCAUCAUUUCCUCCAGCAGAUCUACGACUUUCCUAACAACAUUAACGACUACCACGAUGGCCUGAUAACGCAGGAUCUCGGCAGCGUGGAGUCAAAGGGAGGCCGUCUCGUCACCUUCCCCAACAAACUCCAGCACCGGGUCUCUCCAUUCUCUCUCGCCGAUCGGUCCAAGUCUGGCCACCGCAAGAUUCUCGCUUUGUUCCUGGUUGAUCCUUAUCAUUGCAUCAUUUCCUCUGCGAAUGUUCCUCCUCAGCGGGAAGAUUGGCGUGAGAAGCAAGGCCAGUCGCAGGAAGACUCUCAGCAGGUGCUCUCUCGGGACGAAAGAACGGCUGUUCCGGGACCUGUGAUGACGAUGGAGGAGGCGAAGGCCCUUAGGCUUGAGCUUAUGCAAGAGCAAGGACUCAAGGCUGAGGAGCAUAACCAAGUGUAUCAGAUUGGGUUGUUCUCUCUGUUACUACGAGGCGCCAAUAACAUCCGUAUGUCUCGCAAAGCAAUUCUCCAUCCAUUAUGGGUUGAGAAGAUGUCGCUCUCGCCGUCGGUUCUUGCGGAAGACCGGAGCGGUCGAGGCGGCGAUGAGGUCAUGCUUGCUCCCCCGCAAACACCGUCAACACAACGCAACUUUGAAGUCCACAAUCAUUCUUCAACUCUUCUAUCACCCAGCAGAAACAUAACUACAGCAGAAUGGCCGCUGGCAAGAAGAUCCUCGCCUUCGACCUUUAUGGAACGCUACUUUCGACGGAGUCCAUCGCGAAGGAGCUGGAGUCGCACUUCUCCGACAAGGCCCAGUCCAUCUCCAGCCUAUGGCGUCGGAACAUACGAGCCCUUCUCCGACAUCACCCGCAACGCCCUCAAGCACGCCCUCGCCGAACACGACGAGUCCCUCUCCGACAACGCGAUCGCCUCGUUGAUGAAGGCCUACGAUAACCUCUCGACUUUCCCGGACGUCAAGCCCACAUUGACGAAGUUAUCUGACCUUCCGACCGUAGCAGCCUUCGUCUUCUCCAACGGCACCCAGUCGAUGGUCUCGAACUCCGUCCACAACUCGCCCGAUCUGUCCCCGCACGCCUCGGUUUUUAGCGAUAUCGUCUCGGUCGAGAGUAUAAAGGCGUACAAACCUGCUCCUGCGGUGUACCACCACCUCGUUGCGAAAACUGGCAAGUCGUCGGCACAUACGGGCGAUAUUUACCUCGUUAGUGGAAACCCGUUUGACAUUGUGGGGGCGCGCAGUGUAGGCCUCAAUGCGAUCUGGGUUGAUCGGGGUGGGAGGGGAUGGACGGAUGCUGCGGCCCCAAAGCUCAGGCCGACUGCUGUGGUCAAGAGCUUGGAGGAGAUUGUGGGGAUUAUUCAGGAUGCCUGA